Molecule: messenger RNA, 1170 nt
Organism: Uloborus diversus
Lineage: Eukaryota; Metazoa; Arthropoda; Arachnida; Araneae; Uloboridae
Exons: 3
Coding region: 85-1170 (361 amino acids)
Cellular component (GO): nucleus; cytoplasmic ribonucleoprotein granule
Molecular function (GO): RNA endonuclease activity; mRNA binding
Source: RefSeq, a predicted model, not a curated record
GUAUCAUCAGUGCAGUAAAAAUAUUAGAAUAAGGGUGGUUGUCAACAUGAUACGGACUUUUUGACCAGACUAAAACUGUCAGGGAUGUGUGAAAGCAUAACUUUGUCCUUACCGAGGACAAGAUGCGAAAAUGUCCGCGUAUUAUUUUCACGAAUUCGACUUCUCUUCGGAGUUUCUGUGGAUCCGUGUCCCGAUAUAAUUUCUCAUGAACAGGGUCCAAGUCAAAGAAACGUGAUGACAGCAGGCAAAAUAACAGCAGAAAGCUCACAAUUCACACUCUCUGUAAUCGAAGGUGGUCAUGACCAGUUAAAUAAAGCUAAGGACUACCUGCUGUCUGCGUGCUCGGAGGCAAGCACGCGGUGCGAGCGCCGCUGCCAGUACGCGUCCGACGUCUUCCAGCGCCUGGUGCCCAUGCGCGACGAAGUGGAGCGGGAGUCGAGCGCCCUGGUUCGCUUCGAGCCGGCGGAUAGCCAGGCGGUGGUGAGCGGACAGGAGCGGAACGUCCUGGCGGCUAUCCGCUUCCUGGACGCCAAGGCGCAGGACAUAGCGCUGGCCAAGGCGAAGGGCCGGACGUGUGCGGACCCAGACUUCUCCCUCAUCAGCCAGGCCGGGACGCAGUCUAGAGAGGUAUUCAGACAAGGGCGAAACCUCGAAUCCGAAGACUCGAGUUACGAUUCCGACUACGAAAUCGCGGAGACCGCCGGAACCCCCCAAAGUGAAACUCCUUCCGGGGGCGCCGAUCAGUUCGACCCCCACCACGACGAUGUCAGUCGGACGGUCUCGGACACUCUGGCCGCCGAAUUCGCCGAGUACGUCACUCGGGACCCGAACGUGGACGACAGCAGCCGACUGGACGCGAUCCUUGCCGACCCGAACUACACGAGUCGAGUCGAGUUCGCACUCAAGCUCGGCUACACAGAGAGCCAGGUCCAGAUCGCGCUCCAGAAGCUGGGGACGAACCCGAGCCAAAACGAGCUGCUGGCCGAGCUGAUCAAGCUGGGUGCCGCCUCGGCGGGCUUCUUCCAGCCCCCUUCUCCGCCCCGCAAACCUGGGGACGAGUCUUCAGCCGAACCGGAGGGCUACGAGGGAUAUGUCGCCGAGUCACUCCAGGAUGAUCCUUCGAACCUGCGGCAUAUCGUGAUUGAUGGGAGUAAUGUUGCUAUGAGGUGA